Beta vulgaris subsp. vulgaris (sugar beet) is the source of this 1977-nucleotide messenger RNA. Its product is annotated as non-functional pseudokinase ZED1. Gene Ontology annotation, cellular component: plasma membrane. Lineage: Eukaryota; Viridiplantae; Streptophyta; Magnoliopsida; Caryophyllales; Amaranthaceae. Gene Ontology annotation, biological process: protein phosphorylation; cell surface receptor signaling pathway. The record is from RefSeq and is a predicted model, not a curated record. Gene Ontology annotation, molecular function: ATP binding; protein serine/threonine kinase activity.
UGUUUAUAGUUUUAAAUUUACAUAAAUCAUACGGGGUGUCUGUGUCUCAGCCGUGUACCAUCGUAGUGAAGUGGAUCGGAGAAUGGAGAGACUGAUCAUGUAACGCUUUGAAAAUCACAAAAGAAAACUCUCAAAAGUUGCUGACUUGAUUGUCUUGGAGGUUAGUUCUUUAUAUGGUGACUUCGCCAUUUUAUUAGUGUACCAUUUUCUUCUUUAUCAGUCGAUUUUAAUCCUGCCAUUACAUGCCUUUCAUUUUCUUUAUUUAUGUUAAUAAGCCCAUAUCAUAUGCAUGCUUCGAUUAUCUAGAACUGGUGGGAUCUAAAUGUUGGGUGUACACUUCACAUCCCAUGUCCUACAUUGGAAAGAUGAGAUCGAGUUACCUAGUAUAUAUGAUUAUGAGUUCACCUCCAACAUAGUACUACUACUACAUUAGUAUGAAGCUAUAAGAAAGAUAUCUUGUAUCUAUUCAGAAAACUCGCAAAAUUGUGAAACGGAUGUAGUAUACGAUGUUUUACUCGCGUUGAAUGUUUGUUUAGCAACUGCAGAAGCAGAAUUAAUCAGGAUUUGCAGUUAAUUUCUUUUGAUAGAGUAACACACUGUCCAAGCUUCUUAUUAAUUAGUAGCAUUUUUUCAAGCAAGCAAAGGAUGUCAACUCUCAACUGGCUUGGGAAAGAAAAUGAGGAGCAUUUUUCACGAGGCAUCUACUUCACUUAGAAACACAUGGAAGACAAGCAGUACUAGGAAACUAAAAGAAGACGGAAUGGGAAGGGGCAAGUACAUGAUUUUCAAAGGCAACAUAAAGAACUUUAUAAAAAAUGGAGCAUUGGCAUUAGAGAAAAGCAUAUCGUUGUUUCAUGGUAGAGCAAACCCUGUCCGCUACUUCUCAGUACAUGAACUCAACACUAUGAAUUUGGAACUACAUUCUAUGUCCUAUCAGGAAUUAGGAGAUAAGUGGUAUAAAGGUUUCUGGGAUGGAAGAUCUGUGUUGGUAAAGUAUAGUUCUUCAACAUCUUCUGAUGUUUGGCAAGAAAUUAUGGUUGCGGCGCAAAUGAGCACCCACAAGAACGUGCACAAGCUUCUUGGAUGUUGUAUGGAGACAAGUCAUCCACUCUGUGUUUUUGAGUGGGUAGAAGAUGUUACUACCGGGGACCUAGUAAUCAGAGAUAAGAAUCAAGAUAAUUCACCACUUGAUUGGAGGGAGAGAGUAAGAAUUGCAUGGGAGAUCUCUCAUGCUAUGGCCUAUCUGCACACUGCUUUUCACCGGCCUAUAAUCCAUAGGGUUUUAACGACAAAUAAUGUGUACUUGGGCAAGGAUAAUACUCCUAAACUGUCGGACUUCAGUUGUGCCAUUUCUGUUCCUGAGGGUGAAGAAUAUGUGGAAGAUACAGUAAUAGGGACUUUCGGUUAUGUGGACCCUGAAUAUUAUAUGAAUAACAGGGUGGCAGAGAGUGUAGUAGUAUAAUUUGGCGUGUUUUUUCUUGUGAUCUUGACAGGAAAAAAAGCUCUGUUACCAGAACGAGAAGACGUCAAUGAGACGAGACUUUUAGUUGAGUGGGUCAAGAAUGGUCUUGGAGACAAGUGUAUCACGGAGAUUAUUGACCCUGCAAUCACUGGAAAUAAACUGACUAUAAAUGAAGAACUCAAAAAGCAACUAAGAGCAUCAACACAGCUUGCACUCCGGUGCACAGCAACAGAAAAAGAUACUAGGCCGGCUAUGGUGGAUGUGGCAACUCAGCUCAAGACCAUACUUAGAUCGUCUGAAUCUAUCCCUGAGAGUAACAGCGGGCGCUAAAAUAUGAGCUAUGUUUCUAUCUUUUACAGGCAGCAUUCUGCAAGCUAAACAGAAAAGACUUUGUAGAAGGACAUGAUAAUUUGUCCAUUAUCGGAAUAUCUUAUUUCUACACUAUCCUUAUAGGGCAUUUAUAAGUAUCUGAUUUGUAUAAUCUCUCACAAUUGAAAAUGCCUGUUGAUAGUUUU